UGGAACGACAACUAGAAGUCAUCUUCUCGAUACCUGGCUACAUUGCUAUCAUGCGCUCCACUGCAGUACUCAGUCUCUACGCGUUUGUCACGGUCGCCACCGCGUCGCAGAUCGUGAGCAAUAGUCCAGCAUUCACAGCUGCUGGAAGAAAAGGGUGCAUCACUGCAUCCUCUAACGCCGACAAUGCUGCCGUCGUCAUUCAAGAUUGCAACACGACCGUUGCAGGACAAGACUGGGCUUACACUCCCUUAAGCGGUGCACUUCAGCAACUCAGGGUUCUCGGUGACAAAUGCUUGGACGUCACUGGCGGUGUCAACGCCGACGGUACUAAACUCCAAAUCUUCACUUGCACCACGGGAAACACAAACCAACUCUGGCUCAAUUUCGGCGACCACACGUUCCAAUGGUCUGGCACUAACAAGUGCGUCGACCUCACAGACACCAACACCAACAACGGAAACCAACUCCAAAUAUUUUCCUGCACCCCCGGGAACACGAACCAACAAUGGACCGAUCAACCCAUUGCCCCUCCUACAGGUGGCGUCCGGCUUCGUGAACCUAGUACAACCGUCCCAGUUUGCUUGACAGCCGUUUCCAACGCCGACAAUGCCGCACUCACUCUCGACCACUGUGGUAGCCCACCUGCUGGUGCGAACGAUACUUGGGUUAUUCCCGCUCCCGGAACUUCCGGCCCCAUCACCACAUUCGGCGGAACCAAAUGUCUCGAUGUUCCGAAUGGAAACCCGGCCAACGGGAACUUGCUACAAGUCUUCACUUGUGUUGCGGGGAACACGAAUCAGGUGUGGACUGUUGGUGCUGUGGCGGGGAAGAGACAGCUUAGUUGGAGUCUGCCUGGGCAGAGUAGUAAGUGUGUGGAUGUGAAGGAUUCGGUGCUUUCACCUACUGGGAAUGCACAGAUUCAAAUUUGGGAUUGCGAUGCCGGUAACUUGAACACUAACCAAUGGUGGUUCCCUCAGUGAAGCGGCAAUUAAUUAGGUUUGGUUCGGUUGAACGUAGGCAAAAGACUUUCCUCG
Molecule: messenger RNA, 1034 nt
Organism: Marasmius oreades (fairy-ring Marasmius)
Lineage: Eukaryota; Fungi; Basidiomycota; Agaricomycetes; Agaricales; Marasmiaceae
Exons: 5
Coding region: 51-980 (309 amino acids)
Source: RefSeq, a predicted model, not a curated record